AUGGAAGAAAAACGUUGUCGACGAAACUCUGUUUCAAGUGUUCAUUCACAGUCGAAUUAUUCGAUUGCAAAUGUUCAAUGUUCCGGUGACCAUACUCAUGCUAUAGUCCAAAGAGAAAAAGUUAAUAAAGUUAUUCUUGUACCUUUGGAUUGUUUUAUUAAUUUUGGUAAAAUUGUAAAAGCAAAUGAAACUGCUACAUACAAGUUAACCACGGAUUCCAGAAAAUCAGAACGUGGAAAAGUAUUGCUUUUCGGUAGUGAAGAUUUAUGUGUUGAACAACUUCAAGUUAUACAAGAGGAGAAUAUUGAAGAAGAUCAACUUUCAGGAAAAACAAAAUGUAAAUAUAUGUUACGUUGUCCUGCAAUAAAGAAAGCGUUCGCUCAAUUACGAAAGAUACUCAACUUCAAAAAAAUAAAUAUGGAAAAUUACGUUAUGGAUGGUGCAACAACACAAAUAGAAUCAUCAAAAAUAAAUGAAAUUGAUGAUCAAUUUGAUGCAUCACCUUCAAAAAAAAUAAAUUUGGCUAGUAGUAUUACUGUUGGAUCACCAACACGUUUUGGAAAAAAAACAUCUCAAGUUAAGCGAAAAUUGUUUAAUGAUAACACUGAAUUCUUAUCAACUAAUGAGAAUAUUUUUGGGGGUUAGAAAAGUUCUUUUUUUAAGAGAAAGUUUCUAUAAAUAGCCGGUGUUUUUAAUAAGCGUCUUCAGUCGAUAUCCUAAUAUCAGAUUCGUACACAUUUCUUUUACCUAAUUUAUAGUUUUAGAGGAUGAAGUUUAUGAAAUCAAUGAUUGUUCAAAAAAAACAAAAUUCAACAAUCUUGUUGCUGGUGAAUCAUCAGCAAAACGAAUAACUGAUGUUAAUCAUCAAAUUCUGUCAAAAAAGUUAACUUCAACUGCCUCAUCAAGCCA
This is a messenger RNA of Rotaria sp. Silwood1, 909 nucleotides long. The record is from the annotation of a GenBank genome assembly. NCBI's taxonomy places the organism in Eukaryota, Metazoa, Rotifera, Eurotatoria, Philodinida, Philodinidae.